CGAGAGCACUGGGAACGAGGUUAUCAACUAUGGCGGACGCAAACGAGUUGUAGACUUCUUCGGAUGCAUGAAUGGUUAAAUGGACAAUGAACGAAGACACAGAGGAUAAAAUACUCUGUAUGCAGCAUUGUACGAAUCAAAUGAAUAUUUUCUUCUCAGAGUUUCCGGAGACAUGUCCGCUUUGUGGUAAAUCAUUAAAAGGUUGUUCUUUGAUAAUUCCGCCUUUCCGUGUUCCAAGUCCAUUUAUGUCACAAAAUGACAUUUCUUGCUCCUUUGUGGUAAAGCCAACGAAAGGCUCUUUCUUAAGGGAAUAUAAAAGUGGAGAUAAUCUUCAUGUGGGAAUUACCUCUUCAAGUAGAAUGGUUUAUAAUUUUGAUGAACUUGGCCUUCAUGCAGACAGAACUGGCUGGGAACAGUGUAUUGUUGUAAGCAUAACAGAAAUUAAGGAAUUUACCUCAGAGCUUUGGGACUCCAGACUUAAACAGAUGUGCUGUAGUGGUCUUUGGACUAGUGAAAAGUAUGAUGAAGAUAACAAUAACUGCUACGAUUUUGCUCUUGGCUUCUUGAAUCAGUUUUUGCCAACAAACAUAGAACCCUUUAAAAAGCUGGAGUUUUGUAAAAAUUAUAUUCUUCCAUGGACUAGAAGAGCUGCUCAGUUUAUUGAUUUAUACAGACGUGUCCAAGAUGGUGGUAGAGUUGCUGUAGAGAGGUGUCGGAGAUGACUUAAAUUAUUUUGAGAGACAUCAUAAAAUUCAUGGAAGGAAAGAGAGUAAUUUUAGGGCAGAAAAUGAAAAAAAACAAUUUCAUCCUGCCAAUCUGAUUUUUGGUGUAAUUCCUUUCAAUUAUAUCUAGAAUGGAACAAAAGAAUUGUAAAUUUCAAGGGAAAUCAGUGGAGGGGCUGUUGGUAUGACUAUAACUCUACAGUGUACAUGUACAUAGAAGUUUUUUUUUUUUUGUAAAAAUUUGUUUUAUUUUCCUGAUUCUUUGAGAGCAGUGCCAUGAAAACAAAAAUGCACUGUUAGGAAACACUUCAGACGGGUUCUUUUUUUUUAUUAAUUUUUGCAGAAAUAAAAUUGGAAAAA
Messenger RNA from Stylophora pistillata, 1082 nucleotides. RefSeq names its product MKRN2 opposite strand protein. Lineage: Eukaryota; Metazoa; Cnidaria; Anthozoa; Scleractinia; Pocilloporidae. The record is from RefSeq and is a predicted model, not a curated record.